This is a messenger RNA of Girardinichthys multiradiatus, 1633 nucleotides long. RefSeq names its product monocyte to macrophage differentiation-associated 2a (gene mmd2a). Gene Ontology annotation, molecular function: pore-forming activity. The record is from RefSeq and is a predicted model, not a curated record. NCBI's taxonomy places the organism in Eukaryota, Metazoa, Chordata, Actinopteri, Cyprinodontiformes, Goodeidae. Bases 664 to 1371 code for a protein of 235 amino acids. Gene Ontology annotation, cellular component: membrane. The transcript is spliced from 7 exons.
UUUACUUCAAUUUUAUGCACUACUGUGUGUAGAUCUAUCAAUCAAAACCAGAAAAGCCCAUCAUACCCUGUACAUUUAAUGUUGGGAUUUAAAUUAAUUACAUAAUCUACAAUGCAUGAAAUAACUCAUGAAACAAUUUCAAUAAAAUUCUUGAGUAAUCCCUCUCUAACUGCAUGACUGCACCCCCAUCUAGUGGCGCGACCAGAACCUGCAUCCGGAGUUUCCACAGCUAUGAACCAGACCCUCUGAAAAUGAUGUACAGCCCUGAGAGACAAAAAAAAAAAAAAAAAAAAAAAAAACAGUCCUCCUCAUCGAGUCGUGAUGACGAUGUGAAGCGUUGGCUGCAGAGACAGUACAGGCUCCAAAUCAGCAGCAGCACCACGGACCAAGAAGAUCUCAUCCAGCCGUUCCACGCCGCCCACACUUCCGGAGCGGACCCGGUGACAGGCAGCUGCGGGUCGGGAUGCGUCCGUCUGAGCUGAGCGGAGGACGGCGCCAGUGAAACGGGGCGGCUGGUCGCGUUGCAUUAAAUCUCGCUUUUGCAAUCUCAGCUGAAGAGAUCGGAUCACAUCAGCAGCAGUUUUUCUCUAGACCGACACUCAGCGGGAAUACAGGCUUUUAAACCUACUGUCUGCCGUCAACUGUUGCUUAUUUUCACUGUAAAUGAAUCUUGUAAGGUUUAUGAACAACCGUGUUCCUCCUAACAAGAGAUAUCAGCCCACAGAAUAUGAGCAUGCUGCCAACUGUGCCACGCAUGCGAUGUGGAUAAUCCCCAGCCUGCUGGGCAGCUCACUGUUGCAUUACGAGUCAGAGGACCGAUGGGAGCGGCUGUCAGCCUGGGUGUACGGGGCGGGACUCAGUUCCCUCUUCAUCAUCUCCACCCUGUUUCACACUGUGACCUGGAAGAAAAGCCACCUCCGCUCUAUGGAGCAGUGUUUCCACAUGUGUGACAGGAUGGUGAUCUACUUCUUCAUUGCAGCCUCCUACGCCCCGUGGCUGAACCUUCGGGAGCUGGGUCCGUGGGCGUGUCAUAUGCGCUGGCUGGUUUGGGUCAUGGCGUCUUUUGGAACCACUUAUGUCUUCUUCUUCCAUGAGAGGUAUAAACUCAUGGAGUUGAUCUGCUACACAGUGAUGGGAGUUUUUCCUGCUUUGGUCAUCUUCUCAAUGUCCGAGCAGUCUGGGUUAUGUGAGCUGCUGGUCGGUGGAGGCUGCUACUGUCUUGGUAUAGUCUUCUUCAAAAGUGAUGGCAUCGUUCCAUUUGCUCAUGCUAUCUGGCACCUUUUCGUAGCUGUGGGGGCAGCCAUACAUUACUACGCCAUCUGGAAGUACCUCUAUGCUCAGACUCCCAGGCAGGUCCAGACCUCCAGAUGACAUCAGUGAUGGGCUCACAGGAAUGGACCCCUGUGAUUGAGCUACUCUGGGGAGCUGUGUCCAAGUUCAAGGGCUGCCUCAUAUAGGGAUCAACCUGAUGGGAAACCGCCAGUACAUUUGGGUCUCUCUGAUCAACUCGUAAAGUCAAAUAAGUUUAUAUAUUAUCAACAAGGUGCCUUCAGAAACGUAGGCAGACUUCUUCUGAUAGGUUUAUAUACUGAUUCUACCAUAUGAUCCAUAAUAUUAAACUUUUUACUUCUUA